This is a messenger RNA of Contarinia nasturtii (swede midge), 1207 nucleotides long. Its product is annotated as immunoglobulin domain-containing protein oig-4-like. Gene Ontology annotation, biological process: dendrite self-avoidance; axon guidance; homophilic cell-cell adhesion. Gene Ontology annotation, molecular function: cell-cell adhesion mediator activity. The transcript is spliced from 6 exons. Bases 87 to 599 code for a protein of 170 amino acids. Lineage: Eukaryota; Metazoa; Arthropoda; Insecta; Diptera; Cecidomyiidae. The record is from RefSeq and is a predicted model, not a curated record. Gene Ontology annotation, cellular component: plasma membrane; axon.
AUUCGGUAGAGUGUAAACGUUUCAUCAGUGUAAAGGGACGAUAGCUCUCUUCAUUCGUGUUUUAUUUUCAUUUUACUGAGAUUUCGAUGAAAUUUGAAAAAAUACCAAUGUCUCGGCUAAAUUGGCUAGUUUUAGGUAUUGUUUUGUUAUUAUUUUGUUCACAAACUGUAAAUUGUCAGCGUCGUGGUGGUCGUGGCCGAGGACGGACCAAAUCAAGAGUGCAAAUUGGUUUGCCCAUCACCGGAAAAUAUAGAGAUCCCGAAAGUGACCAAUACUACAAUCAUGAACAUGGAGCAAAAAUUACGCAAGCAUCUCAUUUUGAUUAUGAAUAUGUGUUGGGCCAUAAAAUAGCAUUUUUGUGCGUAGCAACGGGAACUCCUCGUCCAGAAAUCACUUGGUUAAAAGAUGGUGCCGAAUUAUUCCAACAUCCUUACAUGCAUGUGAAUGAGUGGCGAAUAGGCGAUGAUAAAAUCAAAUCAAAAAUUGAGAUUGAUCCAGCAACUCAAAUGGACGCAGGAGUAUACGAAUGUGUCUCCGACAAUAUGUAUUCCAUUGACCGUAGAAGCUUCAAGACCGAUUUCUCAAUUGCAUUUGAUUAAUGUUAAAUGUGUGAUCUUGGAUUUGACAUUCAACCUUCAUACGAAGUUGGAGCGAUUUUUAUAUAAAUGUAUGGAACAAAAUAUACAAAUACAAUUUGCAACAAAGUGAAUAGUAUUUCUCAGACGGAAAUAUGUAUAAUAUUAAUAAAAAAGACAAUCAGUGUAUUCUGAUAUGUAUACUAGGCGUAAAUUGCUGACUUUUCCAUUAUUAUGAUCAAAUCUAGCCAUCUUAAACGUCAUGGAAUGGUUGAAGACUUCAAUCACACUUUUAUUUGCUGCGUAUUAUCGGACACGUGUCCGCCCAGACAUUGUACGAAGAUGCUUUCGGUCAGCUGAUGCAUCACAUCUGGCUCAGCUGCUAUUUGUAUGAGCGUGAAUGUAAGGAGUGUGUAUGGAAACUAUAAAAGUUAUUUUUGCUAACCUACAUUAAUGUUGUACAGUUUCUGUGUGUCUCAAUUUUGGACUAAUUCAAAAUUGAGUGCAUUUUGAAAUAUAUUCCAAAAAUAGAUUUAAAUAUGGGCCUUGUUUGAUAAGAGUGACACUGAUAUUGACUGGCAACAGUCGCUAAAUAAUAGAAGUUUCAAAAUAUAUAAAUUAUCCAAUCAAAA